Molecule: messenger RNA, 3495 nt
Organism: Paramuricea clavata
Lineage: Eukaryota; Metazoa; Cnidaria; Anthozoa; Malacalcyonacea; Plexauridae
Source: the annotation of a GenBank genome assembly
AUGUCGUGCCCAAAUUGGCAAAAGCAAUGGUUGUUUGAUGGUAGUUUAAAGGAUCCGAAAACAACAAAGUGGCGACGGAGUUGCCCAGAUGCUGUGCCAGAUCAUGUUGGGCAUGCUGACAACAACAAAUUAUAUGUCGAUGACAGGGUCUGCGAUAGCAAUAAAGAUGCCAUCCAUGGGCAUUUGUGUCGAGAUUUUCCAUCUGAAAUUUGUCUGGACAGCAAUACGUCGCCUCUGAAACGACAAAAGUUCGAUCACGUCUGCUGAUAUUUCGCCCUGUUCUGUUCGAUUUGGCUGAGGACAUAAUGGAUAUUGCUGACAACAACACGUGAUUUAUUUCAUCUUGUGGUAGGUUGUAGUUGUGUUUUUAUUAAAUUUAUGUGGGUAACAUCCUUGCAAAAAAUAAUUUUAACCCCCCAACAUCCCCACCACCACCACCCAAAAUCCAAAUUGACCAAAAUUUACUCAAAUGUACUCCAGGCUAUCAUUUAGUGCUUGGAAUAUAAAUGGCCUGAAACAUAACACUAUCGGUAACAAGCUUACCAAUGGUGAUUUUAUACAAAAUAUAAAAGAUCAUGACUUAAUCUUCUUGACUGAAACAUGGUCCAAAGAGACAAGCAGCAUUCCUGGUUUCAAGGCAGUAUCUACCAUUACGGCAACUCCCAGAUCCAAUCGUAGUUGCCGUUUGUCUGGUGGAAUUUCAGUCUUGUUUAAAAAAGAAUUGGAAACCUUUCUCUCAAUUGAAAAACAAACAAAAAAUUUCUUGUGGUGUCGAAUAGAUCAUACAAUUUUAAACCAAACAAAAGAUCUAUUUGUUUGUGGAGUCUACAUUCCGCCAGAAAUGUCUCCAUACUUUGUUGAUGAAAUAUUUGAAGAACUGGAAAAUGACAUUUUGAAUUUCUCCAAAAAAGGAAACAUAAUGCUGUUAGGGGACUUUAAUGCCCGUACCAGCAAUCUGAAAGAUUUUGUAUCAAAAGAAGGCAACACCUUCAUAAAUGACAUCUCUGAAACAUCUUUUGAACCAAAAAUCAGAGAAAGUUUUGAUAACUCUACUAACCAGCAUGGUAAAAGUCUUAUUGAAAUUUGCAAAAAUUGCAACAUGAGAAUUCUGAAUGGAAGAACUCUUGGUGACUCGUUUGGUAAACCCACUUCCCAUCACAAAAAUGGAACUAGUGUAGUUGACUAUAUAAUCUGUGACCAAGAGCUUACACAAACCAUCGAAAACUUUAUUGUCAAACCACCAACCUACUUAUCUGACCACAGUCAAAUUGUGACGUGGAUCAGAACAAAGCAACAUAUUAACUCAACUAGCAACAUAACUCCGACUCCCAUAUCUACUACUCAUAAACUCCCUUAUCAAUUGACCAUUUGCGUAAUAGACUAAAUUUUGAUCUAAACAAGUCUAGACAAAAAUUUCAUAACAGCUUGAAAGAGCAUCACAAAAUUAGUAAUAUUCCAAAGUUUCGUUGCGAAAUGUUGUAAAACGCGGAAAAUAUAGCCAUGCGAAAUUUGCAAUUUUCAGUCAUUUUAGAUUACAAACGGGAAAUUGACAGCCUCGAAGGGUUCGAGGCUGUCAAUUUCCCGUUUGUAAUCUAAAAUUACUGAAAAUCACAAAUUUCGCAAGGCUAUAUUUUCCGCAUUUUACAACAUUUCGCAACGAAACUUCGGAAUAUUACUAAUUUUGUGAUGCUCUUUCAAGCUAUGAUGAAAUUUUUGUCAAUAUCAAAAUUUAGUCUAUUACGCAAAUGGUCAAUUUACAUGGGAAAAUGAUUCGCCAAUCUCAUUCACUGAAGCUUUAAAAUCAGUCGAAAUCCAACAAAAACUGGAAAGUUUAAUCAACUAUGACACUCCCCUCACAAAGGAAGGAGUUAACACAUUCGCUUCCAGAAUGGAAGAUAUUAUUUUGCAUGCCGGAAAGAGUUCCCUCCAAAUAAAAAAGACCAAAUUCAGAAACAAAAUAUCUAAUGUCUGCAAUAAGAAAUGGUUUGAUAAAGAAUGCCGUUUAAAAAGACAUUCAGUUAGGAAACUUGCCAACCAAAAACACCGUGAUCCCCUGAAUAACGAUAUAAGAAACGAAUACCAUUUUGCCCUCAAAAUUUACAAAAACACGUUAAAACGUAAAAAGAACUUUUUCAUGAUAAAAGACUAGAAGAACUAGAAAGAGUGUCUGAAAAUGACCCAAACUCCUUCUGGAAAGUACUUAAGAACAUGAGUGAUGAACUCGAAGACUUUUCCUUUAAUAAGCCGGAUGUUACAGCCAGCAGUUGGCUAAAUCAUUUUGAAUCUCUGCACACAAAGCACUUAAUAGGCCCUGAACAGAUUAAUAUCUUACAAACGCUUAAAACUCUUGAAAUGGAACCCACAAAUAAUUUACUCGAUGAACCUAUUUCAGAAUACGAAAUUAUCAACGCUGCGAGGAAAUUAAAAAACAACAAAUCCGCGUACUCUGAUAAAAUAAGAAACGAAAUGCUCAAAUACAGUACAAACAUACUGUUACAAGGAUACAAAAAACUUUUUAACCUCAUACUAGAAACUGGUAGCUUCCCAGAUCAAUGGUGUGAAGGUCUCAUUACGCCAAUCUUUAAGUCUGCUGAUAAAACUAACCCCAACAACUACAGAAGAAUUUGUGUGACAAGCUUUUUGAGCAAAUUCUUCUGUAUUAUCCUUAAUGACCGCCUAAGCAAUUUUAGUUACCAACAAAGCUUAAUACAUCCAUCGCAAAUUGGAUUUCAGUCUGGUCACCGAACUGCAGACCAUAUUUUUACUUUGAAAACACUAAUUGACAAACAAGUAGAACAAAACAAAGGUAAAAUUUAUGCAUGUUUCGUGGAUUUUAAAAAAGCCUUUGACUCUAUUUUGCACGAAGGUCUUUUUUUUAAAUUACUUGAAAAUAAAAUUGAUGGUCAGUUUUACAGUCUUAUAAAGAGUAUUUAUUCUAACUCGAAAUGUGCAAUCAAACAAAACAACAUCAGAACCGAUUUUUUCACUUAUUCUAAAGGUGUACGUCAACGAUGUAUACUAAGCCCCCUUCUUUUCAAUAUUUAUAUAAAUGAAAUAACGACCUUAUUUAAAAACAACAAUUCGGACCCAUUUAUACUGCCUAACGGAACAGAACUGAGCUGUCUUCUUUACGCAGAUGAUCUAAUUAUACUAUCUAAAUCAAAAUUCGGCCUCCAGAAGUGUCUGGAUAAACUCCAUAGCUGGAGUAAGAAGUGGCUAAUGGAGGUAAACCUAAAGAAAACCCAAAUUAUGAUUUUUGAAAAAAGGAAAACAAAAAAAGCGAAGCCAAUUUUCACACUAGGAAAUGAAAAGAUAUCUGUUGUACAGGAAUACUGUUACCUAGGCAUAAAGCUUAAUCACAAUGGUAAUUUUUCCUUGGCUAUCAAACAGCUGAGUGAAAAAGCCCUGCAUGCGCUCUAUAGCAUCAGAAGACGGCUCAACCUACACCAACUUAACCCCAAAUCUGCUAUUAAAAUUUUCGACAGCAAAAUUUGA